AUGGCUGACGUAUGGGACGUUCCGGAUACCGAACAAUUGGGCAUGGCGAAUACCGUCGAUACUGCAAGCCUUUCCGUCAAUUAUCCAAUUUGUGUUCCUGUAUUGGGUCCCAGAGAGUCCUCGCUUCCUGAUGGCUCAUGGUCGAGGUCCAGAAGCGCUCCGGAUGCUCGCAAAAUAUACUCGGAGAUCAAGGAGACCUUACGGCUCGAGUACCAGUUCCGCAAACAGAGUCAUUACACAGACUUCUUCCAUACCAGAGGGAAUCGCUAUCGACUGUUCUUGAUCAUAUCUGUCGGCUUGUUCUCCCAGUGGAGCGGCAACGGACUAACAUCAUACUACUUCACCAAAAUUAUGAACAGCAUCGGCAUUACAGAUACCGACACUCAAUUCCAGAUCAAUGGUGGCCUGAUCAUCAUGUCGCUCAUCAUAUCGAUCUCCUGCUCUACACUAGUCGAUCGGGUAGGCAGGAAGCCACUCUUCCUGGCUUCGACAUCAGGCAUGCUCGUGACCUUCGUGGCUUGGACGGUGUGCACUGCUUUGUAUGAGGUAUAUGGCAACGUCGCCGCAGGAAAGGCUGUAAUUGCGCUCAUAUAUUGCUAUACUGCAACAUACGCCUUUGCUUGGAGUGGAUUGCUGGUUGCAUAUACUGUCGAGAUCCUACCGUUCAAGCUGCGAGCGAAAGGGCUGAUGCUGAUGAACUUGUUUGUACAAUGCGCGCUGAUAUUCAACCAAUACAUCAAUCCCAUCGCGAUCGAAGGCUUCAUAGGACAACAGUGGAAGCUCUGCAGUAUUUACGCCGGCUGGAUCCUCCUGGAGCUCGUCAUCGUUUACUGCUUCUUCAUCGAGACCAAAGGCCCAACACUGGAAGAGAUCGCGAAAAUAUUUGAUGGUGAUGAUGCCGAGACCGGCAUAGCAGAGUUGAGUGAGAUAAGGGCCGAUAUGAGGGGUGUGAGCUCGAACGCUACUGGCCCAAAGCAAAGCGGAGACACGAAGUCACCGAUGCAGCACGAGGAGCGCUCGAUCGACUUCGACAGUAGCGGUAAGUUGCGAGGCUAUAGUGAGUGGCGCAGAUUGGGCUCCGACGAUGUCUGA
Molecule: messenger RNA, 1092 nt
Organism: Recurvomyces mirabilis
Lineage: Eukaryota; Fungi; Ascomycota; Dothideomycetes; Mycosphaerellales; Teratosphaeriaceae
Exons: 3
Coding region: 1-1092 (363 amino acids)
Biological process (GO): carbohydrate transport; transmembrane transport
Cellular component (GO): membrane
Molecular function (GO): carbohydrate:proton symporter activity
Source: RefSeq, a predicted model, not a curated record